This is a messenger RNA of Carya illinoinensis, 4639 nucleotides long. RefSeq lists its product as uncharacterized. The coding region runs from base 57 to 971 and encodes 304 amino acids. The record is from RefSeq and is a predicted model, not a curated record. The transcript is spliced from 8 exons. Lineage: Eukaryota; Viridiplantae; Streptophyta; Magnoliopsida; Fagales; Juglandaceae.
GCCUUGGAGUCGCUGGAUAAAACAAAGAAGGGUUUGAGUUAUGAGCAGCCUCAACAAUGCCUAUAAUCUUAGUAACCAGCAGUGAGGACGAAGAUGAACAGGUCGUAACGAACGUGAAGAAGAUCAGAAAGCACGAAGAUGAGUACAGACUGAUAUCAGAUCUGAGUGGCUUUGACAACCUCAGGGCCAUGGUUGAGGCUGACGCUUUACUUAGAGCGAAGAGAAUGGAGAGAAGGAAAACGAACAAAAAGGAGACUGAAAGGAAACGGACGGGAAAAACAGAGAAGAUAACAUCGGUAAAUGUCGAGACCGAAUUAGAAAACCCCCUGAUCUUUUUAGAAAGCAGCGAAGAUGAAGAAGCGAGCAACGUGAAGAAAAGGAAAUACGAAGAUGAAUACAAACGGAUUUCAGAUCUGACUGGUUUUGACAACCUCAGAGCUUUGAUUGAGGCCGAGGCUCUCAGAAGGAGGAACAAGAGGAAGAGAAAUACAAAGAAGGUACCCGGAAAAAAUAUGGCAGAAAGAGUGGAGAAAAGUAUACCGUUAAAGAUGGAAUCAAAAAUAGAAAAACCUAUGAUUUUGAUAGCAAGCAGUAAAGAUGGAGAUGCAAACAUGGAUAAGAGAAAAUUAGAAGAUGAAUACAAAGUGAUUUCAGAUCUGAGUGGCUUUGUCAACCUCAGAGAUAUGUACGAGGCAGAGGCUACCGUGAGGACGAAGAAGAGGAAGAGUCCGAAGAGAAGGAGAAAAAAGAUCGAAUGUAAUGCUCAAGAGAGAGUGUCGGUUGAUGCUACGAACGAGAUGAAGCAGUUGGAUAGAAAUCAAGCUUUAGAAUCAACAGAAGCAUUGGUUACCGAGUCAGUUGAGAUGGACCCUAUUCCAAAAACGAUUCCACAAGACUCUACUACAGAUGAUGUGAACGAGUCAACUCAGCCUACACAGGGGCAAGGCAUUCUUCCCACCCAAUGUAAGUAGUAAAUUGACUCAACUGAGUGUUAAUGGUAGAGGCCAAUGGUUUGUGAUCACUUUACAAGAAUACCAAAAGGUGAUCCAAGUAAACCUAUGGCUGCAUGUAAUUACUGUAGUGCUUUGUAUGCAUGUGAUACAAAGACCAACGGUACAAAGUCCAUGAAGAAUCACAUUGAAAAAUAAUGUAAGAAAUGUCCGUUUAAUCAGACGGAUAAAGUCCAAACUACUUUAUGUUGGAAGGCGGAUGGAGGAAAUGUUAGUGGGGGAUUUGUGUCCAUAGCAUUUAGUAUUGAGACUUGCAGACAAGCCUUAGCAGAGAUAAUUAUUCUUAAUGAGUUGCCAUUUAGGUUCAUUGAAUGAGAGAGUUUCAAGAAGUUUAUGCUUGUUGUUUGCCCUAAGUGGAUAGAGAUUCCAUCUCGUAUUAUGGCUGUGAAUGAUUGCUUUAAUGUAUAUAUGAAGGAAAAAAAUAAAUUGAGAAGCGCUCUUCAAGGGCAACGAAUUUUCCUCACUAUGGAUACAUGGACAUCCGUGCAAAAUCUCAACUAUAUGUGUCUCACUGCACACUUUAUUAAUGAUGAUUAGAAUCUACACAAGAAUUCUUUCUUCUUGUUUGGUUGAAAAUCACAAGGGUGAUACACUUGGUAGGGCCAUAGAUAUGUGUUUGCAUGACUGAGGACGACCGAAAGUACUUGCAAUCACACUUGGCAAGGGCUGAAAAUUUUCGAAAAGCUUUUAAACGGUUCGAAGAAAAAGAUUCGGGGAUUUUCCAAAAGCUUUUGAACGGUUCGAAGAAGAAGAUUUGGGGUUACUUAGUAGUAUUGGAGAUGGCAAUGAUGACAAUGAUAUGGUGAAUAGGAGAACGCCAAAAAAGUUAGGGCCUCCCAAUAAUAUUGAUUAGGAGAAGAUAAGGUUGUUUGUGAGGUUUCUUCAACUAUUUCACGAUGCAAUUUUACGUUUAUUGGAAAGUCAAUAUGUAACUUGCAACUCCUUUUUUUCGGGGUUAGGUACAAUUCAAUAUGCGAUUGACAUGGAGUGUAAAGAAGGAAGUCCCGAUGUGGGAUUAAUGGCCCCAAAUAUGAAGAAAAAAUUUGAUAAAUAUUAGGGCAACAUGGAUAAUGUGAAUAUGUUGUUGUUUAUUGGGAUAAUUCUUGAUCCUCAAUACAAGAUGCAAUAUCUUGACUUUGCAUUGGAAUCAGUGGAUGUUCAUGAUCCCACAAAAGUGGUUGAUUUGAGUUGGAAAGUGAAAAAUGCUUUAGCAUGUAUGAGGCAUACGUUGAAAAUGAAGAAGGGAACAAUUCUGGUCAACAGCAAUAGCGCACAAGUUCCCACGUGAAGAUGUCAAUCCUAUAGAUAGUAGUGGUAGAUUUCAGGAUUGGAAGGUACAAAUAAUGGCCUUAUUUAAGCAACGGUUAUAGUCGGAAAACUCUUUGAAAAGCAAGUAAGAGUGAUAAAUACCUAGCUGAAAGUUGUGAAGAAGAAUAUGCGUUUUGACAUUCUAAUUUGGUGGAAGGGUAAUUCAGUUAAAUAUCGGGUACUUUCAAGAGUUCAGCGCGAUAUACUUAUAAUAUCGGCAUCCACAGUGGCCCCUAAAUCUACAUUUAGCAUGGCGGGUCGUGUCCUUGAUUCUUUCCGAAGUAAUUUUAUCUCCAAUGAUGGACGAGGGUCUCAUUUGUGUACAAAAUUAGCUUCGUUCUUCUUUUACUCCAAUCAGCCUUUGGACUUUAAUGGAUGAGGUGGAGGAUUUUGAAAGGUAACUGGAUAUGGAACUUGUUCAGGAGGGUGGAAAUUCUAUGAAGGUAUCAAAUACAAUGUCUACAACCAAUGCAGAUUAAUGAGAUACUAUAAUAUUUCACUCAAGAACUGUCAUUUAUGCACAUUUGGAAUCAACAUACUGACUUCAAGACCUUCUCUUCCUCCCAUGGGGAUUGGCUUGCUUUGGGGUACCGUGAAAAGUAUGCCAAACCUGAAGAUGUAGGAGCUGCCCAGGAGGAUAAAUCUAGUAGCGAGGAGCUGAUAAUUGUAUAAUUGUAUAAUUUGUAUUGAUGUAAAUGCUGCUGUGUUUUUUUUAGGGCUUUGAUGUAAAUAAGACUGCUACUGUUAUUUUUUUUUAGACCUUUUCUUUUAUUUUUUAUUUUUUAUUUAGAGUUGUCUUAAUCAGAAUGUAAUGCUAGUUGUCUUUAUAUAUAUAUAUAUAUAUAUAUAAAUAUAUAUAUUAUUCGGAGUUUGAAAUUUGGAUGGUUAUUUAAUUAGGGAUUUUAGUAAUUAGUGAUUUUUUUCAAAAAAAUUUCUUUAUCACUAUUUUUUAAUUUUAUUAUUAUGAUUGAUAACCUUGUUUAAGUUUGGAUUGAUAUAGAAAUUUUUUAUUUUUUAUUUUAAGUAAAAUUUUUUAUUCAAAUUUAUUUUAUAUAGAUAAUUUUCUUUUUAUGAUUAUUUUUAUUUUCUUUUCAAGUUCUUUUUUGGUAAUUUUUUACUUAAAAUUGGAUAAAAUGUUAAUGAGUUUUCAUUGUUGGGUUGAAAAACAAAGGAUAUUAAAAUUGGGUCAUUGGUACAGGGUCGGACCAGACCAGACAGAAAGGGAUUGGAUUGGUCCUAAUGUCUGUUUGGUCCAAUCUGGUCCACAAAACCUCCUAUGGACCGACUGGACGGGAUUGAAUUUAUCCCUAGUUACAUUAUUUAUAUAAGAAGAAUAUGGCACAAAGAUCAUAGAAAAUAAUGAAGGCAAACAUGGAGCCAUCAAUAGAAAGGCCUAUGAAUUUGGCAGCAACCAUUAAUGAUGAGGAUGUUAGAAAGGGAACUUUGAUGGUAUAGGGAAAGAUGACAACCCGAAAGUGAGGAAAAUAUUCCUUCCAUUCAUUUCUGUACUACACGAAGAGUAUUAUAUUCAUGGUUGAAUCCAAACAAAAUAGUGACAGGGACAAUUGAAAAAUGCUAGCACUACAGUCAUGUAUAGAGAAGGACAAUUGCACAGAAUUCAUUUGCAGAGUAAAUCAGCUUGCUAACUUUUCAUAGUGGACAUUUGCAUGUCCUUGGCCUCUUGCACAGCUCUGCAUGAGAAUAGCUGCUUGUGUGGCUCAGGAGAAAAUACCAAAUGAUUCUCUUAUAUCUUAAGAGAGGAUGCAAACAACACAAAGAAGAUAGAACGCAAAGAUGAGUACAGAGUGAUUUCAGAUCUUACUAACUUCGACAACCUCAGAGCAAUGUAUGAUGCAUAGGCUUUCAUGAGGAAGGGAAAGACCGCAUAAAAGCGGAAAGAAAAGGUUGUAUAUAAUGCCCGAGAGGAAAGGUCUGUACGUGAGCCUUUCUUGAAUUCUUCUCCCCUUUCACUUUGGUUAAUUUUUUUUUUCCCCCUUUUUUCUGGUUGGCUUUUUAGAAUCUUUAGGCAAACAUAGUAAGUUGCGAGAAGACAAUGUGAUGGACUCAGUUCUUCCAUGCCAUCUACUGCCUUACAAGUCGUUGUUCUUGAUGAGCAUUUCUUCCGCGUUUUUCACUAUGUUUUUUUUUUCUGUUUCAUGACUAAUGUUUCUAGAAUGUUCGAAAAUCUGACAGUCUCUGUUUCCGAGCAUUAACUUUUCUGGUUUCUUUUCUCAUGACUCUCUCUCCCUCUUCAUGAGUGAGCUGUAGUGUAAGUACUGUGUAACUUCUGAUGUUGCAAAUGAAUAAGAGCAGGCUGACAA